AAUUGCCCUGUUCCAUGUUUAUAUUUAUUUUUUAAAGUUUAAAAAGUUGAUUGUUUAUCUUCAAUAUUUUAGUUUUGCUGAUGAUGAGUUGAGAACCCUUUAUUUGGUGUUUUAGGAAAUUAUUGAGGCUUCUCCGUUUUCAGAAUUUUACAUUAUUCCAGACUCCCAGACCAAAUUAAUCUAUAUAAAAUAUAAUGGCCUCAUCCCAAGACGCUUGGUACUUGUCCCUGCUAGGCCUGGCAGAAUAUUUCCGAGCCUCGAAUCCUCCAAUGAUAAAACACUGUAUUCAAUGCCUACAAGCAGUAUUCAACUUUAAACCUCCUCAAAGAGUGGAAGCCCGGACGCAUUUACAGUUGGGAAACAUUCUGUGGAACCACACAAAGAAUGUCGAUUUGGCCAGGCUUCAUUUAGAGAAAGCGUGGAUGCUAUCUCAAACAAUAUCCUCAUUUGACGACGUCAAAUUUGAAACGGCCAGCUUGUUGGCGGAAAUAUUAGAGCAACAAUAUCAAAUUCUUCUAGCAAAACCUGUCUUGAGGAAGGCCAUAGAGCUGUCCCAGCAUAACGUUUACUGGCAUUGCAGAUUGAUUUUUCAGUUGGCCCAAAUUCAUGCUAUCGAAAAAGAUUAUGCUUUGGCUAGCAGCUUAUUGGGCGUCGGUGUGGACUAUGCCCAUAUUUCCAAUGCCUAUUACACUAGGAUUUUGUUUUUAUUGAGCAAAGGAAUGUUGUUACUAAUUGAUAAAAAACACCAAGACGUACAGCCAGUAUUAAAUCAAGCCGGGCACUUGAUAGAAGCCUGGACAGGAACAGCAUAUCAAAGGGAAUAUUUGAAAGUUUACUUUUUGGUAUUGCAAGUGUGCCAUUAUCUGAUGGGAGGCCAAGUCAAGGGCGUGAAGCCUUGUUUGAAGCAAUUGCAGCAGAGUAUACAGGCUAUUAUGCAGGCAGAUGAUGUAUUUACCGGUCCAAGCCAAGGAGACAUGUUUCUAUGGAUGCCUAAAGAACAUCUCUACGUUCUAGUUUAUCUAUUAACGGUUAUGCAUAGUAUGCAAGCCGGGUACAUGGAAAAAGCUCAAAAAUACACUGACAAAGCCCUGUUACACAUAGAAAAAUUAAAAAUUUUAGACAAUAAACCAAUCCUAUCAGUAUUCCAAUUGAUGCUCUUGGAGCAUAUCAUAAUGUGCCGUUUGGUGAUGGGCAAUAAAACCCAAGCCUUGCAAGAAAUCGCGUCGGCUUCAAGUUUAUGCAAGAAAAAUCCACAUUUACUGGAAAAUCACGGACCUCAGCUCCACACUCUGUUAGGCUUAUAUUCAAUGAGCAUGGACUGUAUGCCGGCAGCCGAAGCUCAAUUUUUAGCUGCUUUGAACACGUCGCAAGACUCACAGGAGAGAGAACUAUGGACUUUUGCCAAUUUGAAUUUGGCCAUUGUUUAUUUGAGAGGUAAGCGGGAGAGCGAUUUCAAUGCCCUCUUUGAUAGAAUCAAUCCCGAAAGUUUACCGUCGCAGAGUCACAGUCUGAAAGCUGCAGCGUAUUAUGUCCAAGGUCUUCAAGCAUUUUUUCAAGGACGAUAUAAUGAAGCCAAACGAUUUUUACGAGAAACACUUAAAAUGGCCAAUGCAGAGGAUUUGAAUAGGCUUACAUCUGGGUCUCUGGUGCUUUUGGGUCACAUUUUUUUAUCGUUGGGAAACAGCAGGGAAAGUAUGAACAUGGUAACGCCUGCAAUGCAAUUGGCCAGCAAAAUACCUGACGUGCACGUACAACUGUGGGCUUCUGCGAUUUUAAAGGAUCUUCACAGAAUCUGUGGCGAUACUGCAAGAGAAAACGAAGCUUAUCAACGCCACGUGAAUUUUUCUCAAAUGCUUCGCAAUGACCAUUACAAUGCGUCCAAAUUGCCACAGCAUUGUCUCAUAUUCUGGACAAAAGGGGAGUUUCCUUAUUAACACCGGCACUGUAAACUUUCUUGUUUUUAGGGUACCGAAUCGACUUUUCAAAUUGGCUGCUAUUUUUGUUUUGUUCGCUUUAAAUUAUAUUAAAUUUAAUGCUUAAUGUAAUAAACAGUGCUGUAUAUGAAGUUGAA
Ceutorhynchus assimilis (cabbage seed weevil) is the source of this 2071-nucleotide messenger RNA. Lineage: Eukaryota; Metazoa; Arthropoda; Insecta; Coleoptera; Curculionidae. The record is from the annotation of a GenBank genome assembly.